AUGGAUGCUUUUGAGACUCAUCAACCGAGAGAGAUAACUGAUCCUCUGUAUAACUCCUCUAAUCUCAGGAGUGAAGAGUGUGUCGUGGCCGGGAAGAUUCCUCGGCAGAGGUCAUCAGUCUUUGAUUUGGACAAAGAAGGUUUUAGCCCUCUGCAUGCGGCUGCAGGAACCGGUCAAGUAGAGACCGUGAGGGCAAUUUUGGGAAUCGACAAGAAACUUUGCCGGCUUAAAGGUAGAGAUGGAAAGACUCCACUUCAUGUGGCAGCGAUGAGAGGCAAAACCGACGUGAUCAGAGAGAUUGUGUCCAGCUGUGUUGAUUGCGUAGAAGACGAGACGGUUCAAGGUCAAACUGCUUUGCAUAUCGCUGUUAUGCACCAAGAGAUUGGAGCGGUGGUAGCUAUUGUUGAGUUGAUCACAGUGAUGAAUCGAAUUGAAGUGUUGUACAAGAAAGAUGAACAGGGUAACACUCCUCUUCAUCUAGCGACCUGGAGAAAAAAUCGCCAGGUGAUUGAAGUGUUGGUUGAGGCAAUACCAGAAGAGUCUAAGACUUUUGAGGUGAAUGCAAUGAACAAGAUGGGUCUCUCUGCACUGGAUUUGCUGGUUAUGUUUCCGAGCGAAGCUGGCGAUAGAGAAAUCUAUGAGAAACUUAUCCAAGCUGGAGCUCAAAGAGGGAGCGAUAUUGGUACCACCACCAAUAUCCAACGAACCACUUCUUCUACUUCCGCAUGCCAAGAGAGAGCAAUGGAGUCACAAAGCCAUAAAGAUCUCGUAAAAUACUUCACAUUCAAAAAGCACAGAGACUCGCCAUCAGAGGCACGUAGCGCUUUACUGGUGGUGGCUUCGCUCGUCGCGACAGCCACCUUCCAGGCCAGCCUGACUCCACCAGGUGGAACCUGGCAAGACAGCUACACGCCUGCCUCUUCCCAGAACACAACGAGCGUGAAAACACCAAGCCAACAACCUUAUAUAGCAGGGCAGUCUAUCAUGGGGACAUUCAACGGAAUCGCUUUCACUUUGUUUGUCUUCUUUAACACGAUUGGGUUUUCGGUUUCGCUUUCUAUGCUGAAUAUUCUCACCCUCGGGUUCCCGUUGCGGUUCCAGCUUCAGAUCUGUAUGAUGGCUAUGUACUUCUCCCACAACACGGCCAUGACCAGCGUGGCGCCUGAUCAUGUGAAGCUUUACUGCAUUCUCAUCACGUCUAUCCUUGCUGCUGCCACUCCAGCUUUGAUGAGGUUGCUUGAGAAGCCUAUUGCCAUGCUCUGUCAAUUAUGGGACUCCAUGUUACAGAAAAUCUGUUGUCAGUAGAGGAUAUUUCAUGUAGAGGUGGUGUAACAUAAAAGCCAAGUUCGUUAUCUAUCUUCAGAUGCCUGUUAUUAUUAUAUUACAGAUAAUGUUAUGAGUAAUGAAGACACAAUGUGGACUACCCCUAAAAA
Brassica napus (rape) is the source of this 1433-nucleotide messenger RNA. RefSeq names its product ankyrin repeat-containing protein At5g02620. The coding region runs from base 1 to 1305 and encodes 434 amino acids. The record is from RefSeq and is a predicted model, not a curated record. Gene Ontology annotation, cellular component: plasma membrane. Gene Ontology annotation, molecular function: protein phosphatase regulator activity; protein phosphatase 1 binding. NCBI's taxonomy places the organism in Eukaryota, Viridiplantae, Streptophyta, Magnoliopsida, Brassicales, Brassicaceae. The transcript has 2 exons.